Messenger RNA from Coccidioides posadasii C735 delta SOWgp, 3015 nucleotides. It is a transcript of the gene ARN1, whose product is annotated as Siderophore transporter. Gene Ontology annotation, biological process: intracellular iron ion homeostasis; transmembrane transport. Gene Ontology annotation, cellular component: plasma membrane; endosome; vacuolar membrane. Lineage: Eukaryota; Fungi; Ascomycota; Eurotiomycetes; Onygenales; Onygenaceae. Gene Ontology annotation, molecular function: siderophore-iron transmembrane transporter activity. The record is from RefSeq and is a predicted model, not a curated record.
CGAAUCGCAAACCCUGAUCUAUACGAAUGCCGCCACAGCGGCUGCCAAAGGCAAGGAGGCAAGAAUGCAUCUGGCCGAUUCUCCUCGACCAUCGCGCCAGUACGGAGUAUCAAGUAUCCAGCCCCAUUCAUAGGAAUGGAGAUUGUCGUCAAAGACCGGGAUCCAGCAUCCACGCGGCGUGCGUAAAUUCCAUGUUGCAGCACCUUGGCAGAUGAGCACGGAUGCCGUUCACGCCUGCCAAGCGACAAAAAAGGCUUUACAGGGCAGUUGAUAGCGCAGGCUCGGAUCACCGCCUAGCAGUGGGGAUUUCAUCCCGCCGUCACCUGAAAUCACUGCCACAGGGCAUACGGAGUACAUAUUUCCGAACUGUGGGAAAACAAUCCCCUCAUCCUAAGCCCGGCUCACGGGAACCCUGCAGUCUAGCCCGGACCUACCAAACAAAAUCAGUUGAGCGUUUCCAUGGGUUGGGAUGGCGCAACCCCAAAGGCAGCUCGCAGACUUGCUCAGACGGGAUGUGACCCAUCAUGUCAUCCUGGCCAUCCCAUUGGCCAAGAUUUUUAUCAAUCUUACGACUCCAUACAUCCAAGAUCAGAUUAGAAAAAGGUGGGCCGCACUCGCAUCAGAUAAAAUUUCCACCCGUCCUGUUUCGACGGCUGCUCCAUCAUAUGCAUGUUCGCAAAUCUUUCAUCCCGAUUUUGCGGAUACCGGCGAAGACUCUUCUCCAUGUAGCGCUCCAGUUGGCGUGACGGUGGCCCGGGAAAACCUGCCUGACACAAGAACAUACAAAAGUUAGACCCUUGUCCACUUUUCUGCCCGGAGAAGCUCUCCUCUCUCCUCACCCUUUAUUGUCUUCGGCAAGGUGAUUUUGGCUUGCUAUCACAUUCAUCCAACUUGUGCCUGAAUCAUAAUGGAGACCACCUAUGACGAGAAAAAGGCACCUUCGCCUCCCCUUCCCGCUCUCCAAGACAAAGAGCUACAGACAGCAGACUUCCCCCGGGAAGAAACACAAUCCAAAUCCAUCUUAGGGAAAAAGAGUCCUGGCGUCCAACGAGUUGAAGCUAUAUCGAAACACUUUCAAUUUUCAGAUCGGGUCCUAUUCUUCUUUGGGAUCUUCCUACUUGCCUAUGCGUACGGUCUCGAUGGCAUAAUCCGGUUUACUUAUCAAACACAUGCAACAGCCUCAUACAACACACAUAGUCUAUUAGCAACAGUCAACGUACUAAGAAGCGUCAUUGCUGCCGCUGCUCAGCCCACGGCAGCAAAGAUCGCCGACGUCUUCGGGAGAGCUGAAGUGAUAUUCGUCACAAUCGUAUUCUACAUUGUUGGUACAAUUGUUGAAGCAUGCUCAACCGACGUUCAGGCUUUUGCAGGAGGUGCAGUUCUCUACCAGAUUGGUUACACAGGUAUCAUGUUGCUAGUUGAGGUUCUCAUUGCGGACGUCACAUCUCUCCGAUCCCGUCUUAUAUUCUCUUACAUUCCUGCGACCCCGUUCAUCAUCAAUACUUGGGUGUCUGGUGAUAUCACUAGUUCCGUUCUUGGGCAGACAACAUGGCAAUGGGGAAUUGGGAUGUGGGCGAUCAUUUAUCCCGUUUGCGCCAUUCCUCUCCUCCUCUCGCUUUACAUCGUCCACCGGCGUGCGAAAAAGGCUGGUUCCCUCGCCGAUUACAAGAGUCCAUACGAAUUGCUUGGCUUCCGUGGACUGGCGGUUUCCUUAUUCUGGCAACUAGACGUUAUCGGCAUAAUCCUUUUAAUAGGAGUGUUCGCACUCAUUCUCGUCCCCUUUACCCUUGCUGGAGGCGUACAGCUGCAAUGGAGGACCGCCAAAAUCAUUGCGCCUCUUGUCAUCGGGAUCUUGCUUAUUCCGGUUUGGGUUUACUGGGAAAUGAAGUGCAAACAUCCCAUGGUCCCAUUUAGGCUGCUGAAGGAUCGUGCGGUAUGGGGUGCUUUGGGACUUGCGGUUGCGCUCAACACCGCUUGGUAUAUGCAAGGAGAUUUCCUAUAUACGAUUCUUGUCGUCGCUUUCGACGAGUCCAUUAAGAGUGCCACACGCAUCACGUCUCUUUACAGCUUCUGCUCCGUCAUCACGGGAUGUAUUACCGGUUUAGUUGUAUUCAAGGUCCGCCGACUCAAACCGUUUAUCGUCGCUGGAACGAUACUGUUCCUCGUCGCUUUUGGCUUGCUCAUUCAUUAUCGUGGUGGGACUGGCUCAGCUAGCCAUUCUGGUAUUGUUGGUGCUCAAGUUCUUCUUGGAAUAGCUGGUGGAUUGUUCCCCUAUCCAGCUCAGGCCAGUAUCCAGGCCGCAACCAAACACGAACACGUCGCCGUUAUCACUGGAUUAUACCUCGCUUGCUACUACAUUGGCUCUGCAAUCGGAAAUUCCAUCUCCGGCGCCUUAUGGAACCAAGUCCUCCCCAAGACCCUAGAAACUAGACUCGGCAAUGCCACCCUGGCAGCGGAGAUUUAUGGGGACCCUCUGAAAUGGGCCAAUGCCAACCCCGUAGGAACGCCUGACAGAGACAUUGUGAUUGAGGCAUACCGACACAUCCAACGGCUCCUAUGUAUCACUGGCAUUUGCCUAUCGGUGCUAAUCAUUUCUUUCGCGCUGGUUCUGCGCGAUCCGAUCUUGACAAAUGAGCAGAGUCUUGCAAAUGCGGAGAAGUAUGAUGGCGAGACUUCUAGCUCCGAAGAUGCGGAUAAUUGAACGAAAAAGAAAAAGUACUCUGUGUACCUUUUUUUUUUUUUCUUUUGCCCUUUGAUAUCGACAAUUGAUAACAGUGGUCGACCCACACAUGCUCCAACAUGGGGGUUUCAGGCUAUAAGUGCUUGAAGGAGUUAGUGCUGUUUAUCCAGGCAAUAUUGCUUUUUUGUUUGCUUCGGAUGAUUAUGAUUAUAAUUCUGGAGGGCUCAAAUGCCAUUAUAUUCAGGUAACCAGGGCAUGAGUUUGAUCGACUCAUUUAUUAGUAGGUCAGUACAGAGUUCAUCUCUGUAGUUACAAUUAAAGUGGAUUGGUAUUUG